AUGAGUUCCAACAUUAUCCUUUGCGAGACGGGCUAUUAUCGAUCUGCCUGUGUCGAGUGCCAGCGCAGGAAGCAAAAGGCAAGUUUCGAUGGCGAUUCAAACACCCAGGCCCACGCGCCAACUGCCGAUGCACCCCAGCCUCAAUCUCCAACUCAACCGCUGUCCCGCCAUUGCGCGACGUACUUCGCAUUGCCCUGCAAUCGCGAAUGGCCCUGCGAUAGCUGUCGUCGCCGCAAGGUACCCGAUGGCUGCCGCUACAAUGAGACCACAGUCCCCGGAGACUCUUCCCAUACCCUGGACAAGACAGACAUCUUCCCAGAUCACUCGUUCCAUCGCACCAGUCUUCAUGCAAGCGAAGGCCAAGUCCUCGAGGUCCUUGCUGAGCGUGCCUUUAUCAACCUCGGCAUCGACAGUGCUCCCAGUGAAGAUGCUCCUCCAGAACAGAAGCAGGACUUGGUCGAGCUUGGCUCCUCUGCCCAGUUUGACCGCAUCAUCGAGUUGCUUCCUCAGCGACAAUUAAUGGACAAACUCAUCCAGCUCUUUCUCAAUGAUGUCAAUUUCCACUACUACAUAAUAUACCCCCCCGUGUUUCUACAGGAAUACCACAUCUGGUGGGAUCGUCGCGCUGACGGCAAGCCCACUUCUCUGCAAUAUACCUGUCUCAUCGCAAUGCUCUGCUCCUGCACUAUCCAGCAUGCUGCGGACGACUUGGAAAAGGCGGUUAUUGCAGAGUACGGAGAGCAUGUCCAUCCCGUCUCUGAGAAAAUGCAUGCUGCCGUCCGUGAGUUAUCUGGCGUUAUUCCCGUCGGCCACUAUCACAUGGUCAAUGUUCAGCGCUUGAUCCAUUCCUGUUACUGGUACAAGGCCGAGGCUCGUUUUGUGGAAGCCUGGCACGUUUUGAAUCAGGCUAUACUCGAGGCUAAGGAGCUUGAACUGCAUAUCGAGCCCAGGCCCGAUACUGUGUCCGAGUUUGACCGUGAAAUGCGUCGACGUCUGUGGUGUAUCCUCGACACCUGGGACUGGCAAAUAUCGUCGGGUCUGUCACGGCCCAAGCUCAUUGACCGUGGUGGUUGUACCGCUGAGCUCCCCGAACUGACUCUCGAGCGAUACGACCCUUCUCCCUUGGAGCACAUGAAGAUGCAGUCCCAGCUGACUCGCGAGCUUGCUUCACGUUUUGGCGCCCCCAAAAACAUCAUCUCAACUGAGGAAGUUCAGGAGUACAAGGUUAUUAUUCUUGCCUGGGUCCGCCAAUUUCCUAAAAUUUACGACUUUUACGACCCAGACACAUCUAGAGACGACGUCCACCCUUGGAUCUUUCCCCACAGAUUCUAUCUUUACACCAUGGCCUGCUUGCUGAUUUUAAACCCCAUUCGCCAUUACAUGGUUAAAUCCUACACCAAAGACUCUCCUCCUGAUGAGCUCAGGUGCCGCGCCGAUGGCCUGUUCUUUUCCCUCAUUCUCCUCAAGACCCAGCGAAAAUGGGUAGAUAAAAUCAACGGUAGAGAUGGACGCCUGCACUUCAUCGUCUUCUCCAUUUUCGACACUGCCGCCAUUCUUUGCACCGCUCUGGUCAAGGACCACGCAAACACCAUUGAGAACAAGGGAGAAGUUUUGCACGCUAUUGCAGAGUCUACGGCUAUGCUCAAGGCUUUGGUCAACAUCUCGGAAACGGCAAAGAUGUCUCACGACAUCUUGUACCGCCUCACCAAGAAGCUCAAGAAGCCCAGCGUCUCAAAAGAUUCGGGCGAUACAGGCCGUAAGCGCACAAAGCUGUUUGCUGUGCCGCCGUCGAAACAUGCGUCAGCCACAGCCUCUGUGACCACUAUCUCGAUGAAACCUCACAGCACAGCGAACAAGGUUGUACCGCCACCUGUCCUCGCGCCUGUUCAGGCCGUUCCUUCUACCAAUUCACCCACAAAUACUUCUCAAACUUCUUCUGGAGCCUACGUCUCUCCCUCGCAGGGAAGCUUGGAUGGCUAUGACAUCCCUUCAUCUAACCUGGGUGCGUAUAGAAACACAUACAGCGACCCUCCGAUGUAUCACAACCAUUCAGCCAUGAAUCCCUCGAUGCCUGGGCAUGUUAGUGGUGGCUCUGCUGCAGCACAUACAAUGCUGCAGCCCAACCCUCACAUGACUGCGUCACAAAUUAUGCACCAACAAAUACCACAUAUGACUGGAAUACAAGACGUUAAAAGCCUAUCACACCAGUCGGCUGUGUCGAUGCCUAUGUCCAUGGCCGACCCUUCCUACUACCAGCCCAUGCAGGCAGAUAUGCAACCCCCUAUCGAGCCUAGCCGAGCCAUGCACAACAGCAACUCUCAAAAUAGCCCCCCGGUACAGACGCUCGGCUACGGACACCCGCUGCCGCCGCCGCCCGGCAAUGGCAUCUUCAAUAUGAACAUUGCCGACGACGUGCCCGCCAUCGCCAACCUCUGGGACGCUCCCGCAGGAUCCAUGGACCCCAUAAUCUCCUACUCCAUCAUGGGCCAUACCGUGCCCGUCAACGUCGUGCCUCAGCCCCGCGAGCUCUACAUUGGCGGCCAGCCACAAGAGCACAUUGUUCCCGAGCUCAACCUCUCCAACCUCACCGAGGCUGAGAUUGGCGGCCUUGCACCUCUGUGGAACUGGCACUCGAGCAACCUGUUCCCCGACCACGCAAGCAACGGCCCACCUGCAUAA
Molecule: messenger RNA, 2679 nt
Organism: Cordyceps militaris CM01
Lineage: Eukaryota; Fungi; Ascomycota; Sordariomycetes; Hypocreales; Cordycipitaceae
Product: Fungal specific transcription factor
Exons: 5
Coding region: 1-2679 (892 amino acids)
Biological process (GO): DNA-templated transcription
Cellular component (GO): nucleus
Molecular function (GO): DNA binding; zinc ion binding
Source: RefSeq, a predicted model, not a curated record